UGCGCAUGCUCUGUGGCCACAUGGGCAUGCGCAUGUGGCUGUAGAGCAUAUUCAUGUCGCUGUAUUUCGUCGAUAUGAUAGGUUUUGUAACCUAAAUAGUCGUCAACUUUAACUAUUAAUAUCUCGCUUUGUAGAGCAAAGCGACACUUUUCUCUGCUAUACUCUUUCGUUUUGUGCAAAAACGCGUCGAAUGAGCAUAAUUUUAUCGAUAUCUGAGGUGGGGCUGCUAAAUUGAAUAAUUACCAAAAAUUUAUUUUAAAAAUCAUGUUGACUUUGAAUCGAUUGUGCUCUAAGCCAGAAGCUUAUUUGAUGUAUAAACCAUUCGCUGAUUCAAUCUUGUUCAAGAGAUUCAAGUAUCAAUUUAAUUCCAAACAUACAUCAAAGAAGUUUUAUGAAAUACUUGGUGUAGCUGAAGAUUGCGAGGAUGAGACUUUAAGAUUGGCGUUUGUACAUUUAGCAAAACGAUUUCAUCCGGAUAGUGGAGCGCCAGAAGCUGAUGCUGUUAGAUUUUCCGAGAUUGAAAGUGCCUACAGAGAAAUUCGAAAAAUUAGAAAUUCUCGAAAAGAUGAAAAAGCAUCAGAAGUGGAAAACUUUGAUAUCAAGCACACAGCACCACAGCAUCGUCAUUAUUUGACCUUUGAUGUAGGAGUUGACACACCGAGCAAAAGACAACGACUACAUACAAUACAAAGAGCUCAGAAAGCAGCUGACAAUGUAAUGGAACAUAGAUUGAAAAAAUUGCAAGCCGAAGAACGCAAUACAUUAAUUGGUAUGGACAAACAAAGAGCCAAGGAUAUUAAAACUCGCUACGGUAUGGAUCGUUUGGUGGAGGACUUAAUUCAGGAAGCAAUGAGCAAGGGUGAAUUCAAUGAUUUACCUGGAAUGGGAAAACCGUUGAACACUACAAGUGUCAGAAAUCCUUAUGUUGAUUUUGUAACCCAUAAGUUAAAUCAGAUAUUGAUAGACAAUGGAUUCACUCCAGAAUGGAUACAACUGUCGAAGGAAAUCAGGGAAGAGACUGAAGAAUUGAAAAAGAGAUUAUCAGAAAUACGUAAUGACUUAGGGGAGCUGCCAUUAACUCCAAAAGAUGAAUCAAUGUGGGAAAAUAAUUUGAAAAAAUUUGAGACCACAACAAAGCAGAUAAAUAAUAAAAUUGAUAAAUACAAUUUGUUGGUUCCCAUACUCCAAAAACAAAUGCUUCAUAUCAAAUUAGAUGAACUUGCUAAGAAAACAUUAUUAAUACCACCUAAAAAUAUCAAAAAAUAUGCAGAUACCAGUCACAAAAGUUCGAACCCAAGUAUAUCUCAGGACUUGUUUAGUUUUAUAAGCGAUUUGUUUAGUAAAAAGAUUACUUAGCAGGAUGUGAUAUAAAUAUUGUAAAAUUAUUUGUAUAUAUAUACAUAUAUUAAAUAAUAGGAUUAAUAGAAA
This is a messenger RNA of Formica exsecta, 1428 nucleotides long. Its product is annotated as dnaJ homolog subfamily C member 28. Bases 265 to 1356 code for a protein of 363 amino acids. The transcript has 5 exons. The record is from RefSeq and is a predicted model, not a curated record. Lineage: Eukaryota; Metazoa; Arthropoda; Insecta; Hymenoptera; Formicidae.